Capsaspora owczarzaki ATCC 30864 is the source of this 1348-nucleotide messenger RNA. RefSeq names its product selenophosphate synthetase. Gene Ontology annotation, cellular component: cytoplasm. Lineage: Eukaryota; Filasterea; Ministeriida; Capsasporidae. The transcript has 5 exons. Gene Ontology annotation, biological process: L-selenocysteine biosynthetic process. The record is from RefSeq and is a predicted model, not a curated record. Bases 33 to 1307 code for a protein of 424 amino acids. Gene Ontology annotation, molecular function: selenide, water dikinase activity; ATP binding.
UUUUGGUUGUUGUCUGCUACUCUACACAGAAAAUGGCGACAACGACUGCAGCUGGCUCGUCGCUCGUGACGUUCGGGCGCAAGCGGUUCAAUCCAGAGACGCUCGGCCUGCCUGCCGACUGGCGCCUGACCAAGUUCACCCAGCUCAAGGGCUGUGGAUGCAAGGUGCCCCAGAAAGACCUGCUCAAGCUGCUCGAAGUCUUCCGAGCGAACUCGAACAACGCCGUGGCUGGUUCAGAACAACAAAUCGCCGCGCCAACUCCGACGAGUGGUGGUGCUGCAGUGCCGGCGUCGUCCAUCCCGGCGGCAAUCACUGCAGAUGGAACCAUCGGUGUUGGUCUCGACAGCUGUGUCACCGAGACGCGGCAUCCGGGUCUGUAUCUCGUCCAGACCACCGACUUCUUCUUCCCGCUCAUUGAGGAUCCUUACCAAAUGGGUCGAAUUGCGUGCGCCAAUGUUUUGAGCGAUUUGUACGCAAUGGGCGUGUCCGAGUGCGAUAACAUGCUCAUGCUGCUCGGUGUAAGCACCACGUUGACGCCAGAGGAAUCUGUCAUUGUCACGCCGCUUGUCAUGAAAGGCUUUCACGACCUGUGCCAAGAGGCCGGAACCAACGUGCUUGGCGGGCAAACGGUCAAAAAUCCCUGGUUUUUGCUCGGCGGCGUCGCCACAUCUGUUGUCGGUCGUCAUGAAAUGAUCAUGCCAGAUGGCGCAAAAAGCGGCGACGUCCUCGUGCUCACCAAGCCGCUUGGAAAUCAACUGGCCGUCAAUGCCCACCAGUGGAUGCUGACAGAUCCCGAACGAUACAAGCGCCUGGACGGCGUUCUCACGAACGAGCAGGUUAUCGAAGCCUACGAACAUGCCAUUACGAACAUGACACGUCUGAGCCGCGUGGCCGCCCGCCUGAUGCGAGAAUUCGGUGCUCACGCUGCCACGGAUGUGACUGGUUUUGGAAUUCUGGGUCACGCCCGGAACCUUGCUCGUAGUCAGAAGGACAGCGUCAAUUUUGAAAUUGAUGUCUUCCCAGUGCUGCGCCACAUGAUUGCCAUGGAGCGCGCCACCCCCGUCUUCCAUCUGCUGGAGGGCACUUCAGCCGAGACGUCCGGUGGACUUCUCAUUGCGCUGGGUCCCUCGCCAGAUGGCAAACUUGAUGCGCGAGCAAACGCCCAGCGCUAUUGCGACGAGCUGGCCCGCCAGGAUCGUGGCUUCCAAGCCUAUAUCAUUGGCCGUGUAGUUGAAGGAUCCCGCGAUGCUGUUCUGUCUCCGAAUCUGCAAAUCAUCGAGGUUGAUGCACCCAUUCUUACGGUGUAAUUGCAUGUUUGAAAAAAAACAAACGAAAAAUUCAUUAUUGU